Messenger RNA from Pyricularia oryzae 70-15, 1817 nucleotides. RefSeq names its product 12-oxophytodienoate reductase 1. NCBI's taxonomy places the organism in Eukaryota, Fungi, Ascomycota, Sordariomycetes, Magnaporthales, Pyriculariaceae. The record is from RefSeq and is a predicted model, not a curated record. Bases 362 to 1591 code for a protein of 409 amino acids. The transcript is spliced from 3 exons. Gene Ontology annotation, molecular function: oxidoreductase activity; FMN binding.
CUCUUUUUGGUUCGGUUCCUCGUCUGUUGGAAGCCGACAUUUAGUUUUUUUGGUUAUCAAUUUGUUCCGUUAUACCCUCUUUUUUUUCCUCCCCUCCUUCUUCUUGUCGUUAUUAAAAUCUCAUUUCCCAACCAAGAGCAAAAUAGCAUUAGCUCUCGUCAUCGCUUAAUCAUUGUUCCUACCAACGUACGUUAUCAUUGCUACUCCAAAAACAUUUACACUACUUGUUAUCACCCCAGCAAACUAAAAGCUGGUCUGGUCCAAAGAACGUCAUUAUCAGCCCAUAGUCUGCGACUUGGCCAAGCUUGAAAGACACAUUCUGAAUCGUGAAGAUAAAAAAAAAAGUACCCCAAAGAAAAUCAUGGGAUCAGCCGGACCUGCCAACCCCAAGCUCUUUGAGCCUCUCGCCAUCGCAAAUGGCAAACACGUCUUGAAGCACCGUGUUGUUCACGCUCCCUUGACCAGGAACCGUGGCACGCCGGUCAACAAAAACGAUAGCCGUGAGGAACCCAACCGUCUGUGGCUGGCCAACGACGUCAUCAAGGAGUAUUACACCCAGCGUGCCACCGAUGGCGGUCUCAUUAUUUCCGAGGGCCUGCCGCCUAGUCUCGAGGGCGGCGCAAUGCCCGGCGUCCCAGCCAUCCACCAGGCAGCUCAGGUCGAGUCGUGGAAGCCCGUGACCGAGGCCGUGCACGCCAAGGGUAGCAUCUUCUACGCGCAGCUGUGGCACUCUGGCCGUGCCAUGAUUCCGCAGCACAUCGGCGGGCCCGUGCCGGCUCCCUCGGCCGUGCCCUGGGACGACCCCACCGAGGUGUUCUGGUACCCGCCCGCCCACACCACCGAGCUCUGCAAGUACGUCGACUACCCGCCGAUUGAGAUGACGGUGGAGCACAUCAAGCGCACCAUUGAUGAUUACGUCAAGGCCGCCAAGAACGCCCUCGAGGCCGGCUUCGACGGCAUCGAGGUCCACGGCGGCAACGGCUACCUGCCCGAGCAGUUCCUGAGCUCAAACUCGAACCAGCGCACCGACGACUAUGGCGGCUCUCCCGAGAAGCGCUGCCGCUUCGUCCUCGAGCUGGUGGAGGCCCUCGCCGCCGCCAUCGGCCAGGAGAAUCUCGCCAUCCGCCUGUCGCCCUUUGGUUUGUUCAACCAGGCCCGCGGCACCCAGCGCAAGGAGACUUGGGGUUACCUCUGCCGUGAGCUCAAGGCCCGCCUGCCCAACCUGAGCUACGUGAGCUUCAUCGAGCCAAGGUACGAGCAACUCUUCUCCGAAGAAGACAAGCAAAAGUUCCUCGACGACUGGGGCAUGUCAAACGUCGACCUGUCCAUGUUCAGGGAGAUCUUUGCCGGUACCCCCUUCUUCUCCGCCGGCGGCUUCGACGCCAAGACGGGCAAGGAGGCCGUCGAGAAGGGCACCUACGAUGCCAUUGUCUACGGCAGGUACUUUACCAGCAACCCCGACCUGGUCAGGCGUGUGAAGGAGGAUCUGCCCUUCAACCCAUACAACCGCGAGCGCUUCUACGGUCCUUUUGAGGACCCUACGAUUGGCUACACCGACUUUGCUACUUAUGAUGAGCAGCAGAAGAAAUAAGUGAGAAGAAACAAACGGCGAAAAAAAAAGAGAAAAAAAGAAAAUCAAAUCCAAAUAGGGAAGCUGGGGCUUUUUGGGCUAUUUUCUUUUCCUGUUAUAUCUACUGCUUAUACACCAAAGUUGAGUAUAUAUACACACACCGCGUGCUUUGUACAGUAUAGACGGCAUUGGAUAAGGUAGACAAUAAAGCUCAUGCCUGGCAAAGACGGCGAUGGCGGAACUGAUA